GGGCCCAGCCAAGGUAUAUGGCGCUAGUCCUGAUUCGCAGCGUGGCAGGGAGGCCCUGGGUGGCUGUGCUGCUUUGAAAACUGGCCUCUGGUCACCUGCCGCGAGUAGGGGACAGGCUGCUGGUACUCUGUGCUGCCCUGGCCAUGCCCACGGCUGCUGCCAUCCCACGUGUUCAGCCAUUCCCAUGCCACACUUCCAUGGCCACCACGGCAGUGCCACCCUGUGCUUUUGCUUUUCUUGGGCUUGGUACCUAGCGUGGUUUGACAUAGCUUGGGCUUUAGGUCCUGGAACUGCCGUCUUGCCUGGUCCUCUCACCUUGUUCUUCAGCGUGGUGCCAGGGUGGUGUGCUGCUAGAGGCUGGGGUAAAGGCAGACACAAAGAAUCCACCUUCCAGGGAGGUGGUGAGGGAGCAGGGCUCACACCUGGGAGAUAGGGCAGCAGUGAAACCUUGGAGGGCAUAUGACCACAGGACCACAGGAGGAUGGUGGCCCUGAUGGGCUGAAUUUGGGUCCCUAGUGCCAGUCUUUGCCACUUCCUGCAGCAAGGGCAUGUUCCCAGCAUGGAUUCUUGUGCUGGAGGGACUCUUAGGUGCAGUUGGUAAGGAGGCUGGCUGAGCUUAGUGUAAAAGAUCUCUUAUUCUGGACAAUAGUGGAAUCAGUGCAGCAUCAAUCAUCAUCUGCAGGGACAUGCCCUGGCCAGAGGUGAUGGGAUGGGGCUGGCAGGAGCCCCUGGGGGCUCUGUGCAGACAGAUACCCUCUGCUUGCCUUGGGCCAUCCCUGCCACCUGCUGCCCUGGCUUGCAUCAUCUCAUGCACAAGCUGCUGAAACCAGGGGUGGCAGUGGGUGAUGUGAUGUCUUGUAUCUUCUUUGGUCCUUGUAAUUUCCUCCCCAAUCUCUGGUGUCAGCUGUUUUGCCUGGGCUUUGUGCAAUUCUUUGGCUGCCCCACUCUGCCCCUUGCUGUCGCUGUUCUGCCCUCUGUUCCAUCCCCCCACCAGCCCUUGCUGUGGAGCUGCAGGGUGGUGUGAGCACUAGCCACUGCAGGCUUUGGAGGCUGGGAUCCUGCAGGAGAGAAGGCACAGCACUGAGGUUUGGUGAGAGAGGGAUGCUGCAUCUCUACUGGCCCUCAGAGGAGAACUCUGUGAAGAGGAUGUGGCUGAUUAGCAGUGGUGGGGGAUGCUGCUCUGGAGACCCCUCACCCAGGGCUCAGGGCUGGCAGCUGCAGUGGGUCAGAGGAGCUGCCAUGUGUUGCCUUCCUCCAGUGACCUGUGGACCCCUGUGGGAGGGUGUGAGUGCUUUCAUGGGGUGUGAUGCUGGUCAGGGACCUGUCCAGUGCCAGGUGAUAAAUGGGUGUGUGGCACCAGGAGAGAAGGAAGUAGUUCUGCUCCUGCCUGUCCCCUCACAGUCCCCAGCUGGUGCUGCCCUUCUCUGGCAUGUUUGCUCUGGUUGUGACUGUGCUCACUUUUCCCCUAGAUAUGUCCCUGCAGGCAACCAGGAUGUUCCAGCCUUUCCCCGUCGCCUCCACCCACCUGGCUGGCAGCAGGGCGGGAGCAGGAUGCAGGCAGGAGCAGAGGGAGGCAGUACUGAGCAGGGGGUAAAGUUUUGGGGAGGCAGCUUCCCUUGCAGGGCUGUGUUUAUGGAUCUGUGGGUAAGGAAAGGGACUGAUGCUGGAAGAGGGAGUGGGACACAGCUGGCAGACUUCAGAGUCCUGGUGAGAUGCUUGCAUGUUUGCUCAGUGCCUCUUUGCCUGCCUCUUCCUUGCAGGAUUUGAAUCAGCUGCCUGGUCAGGAUGAGCUGGAGUUUCCUGACGCGGCUCCUGGAGGAGAUCAACAACCACUCGACCUUCGUGGGCAAGAUCUGGCUGACUGUCCUCAUUGUCUUCCGCAUCGUGCUGACGGCCGUGGGGGGUGAGUCCAUCUACUACGACGAGCAGAGCAAGUUUGUAUGCAACACGCAGCAGCCGGGCUGUGAGAACGUCUGCUACGACGCCUUUGCGCCCCUGUCCCACGUCCGCUUCUGGAUCUUCCAGAUCAUCAUGGUGGCCACGCCGUCGGUGCUGUACCUGGGCUUUGCCAUGCACCGCAUCGCUCGCAUGCCUGAGUCCUCACGGCGCCGGGCGCCGGCAGCGCGGAGGGGGCGCAUGCCCGUGGUGCGCCGGGGAGCCGGGCGCGACUACGAGGAGGCAGAGGAUGACAACGAAGAAGACCCCAUGAUCUUUGAGGAGAUCGAGGUGGAGAAGGAGAAGAGCCCAGAGGGUGGAGAGAAGCACGAUGGCCGGCGCCGCAUCAAGCAGGACGGGCUGAUGCGGGCCUACGUCCUGCACUUGCUGUGCCGCUCGGUGCUGGAGAUGGUUUUCCUCUUCGGGCAGUACCUGCUGUACCGCUUCGAGGUGAGCCCCUCCUACGUCUGCAGCCGCAGCCCCUGCCCGCACACUGUCGACUGCUUUGUGUCCCGCCCCACUGAGAAGACCAUCUUCCUCCUCAUCAUGUAUGCCGUCAGCGGGCUCUGCCUCUUCCUCAACCUCUGCGAGCUCUUGCACCUUGGUGUGGGGCGCAUCCGUGAUGCCCUGAGCCAGGCUGAUGGCCCCCCGCUCCCAUCUGGCGACAGCCCUGCACCACAGUACCCCAAGAAAGCCCCCAGCGCCCCCCCCACCUAUCACUCGCUGAAGAAGGAGCUGCCCCAAGCCCCACUGACCAACGGCAAGCUGGACUACCGGGAGAGCCUGGCCCAGGGGCGCUUCGCCCUGGCUGGAGCUCCCCCGGUGCACGAGCUGGACCGGCUGCGUGAGCACCUGCGCCUGGCCCAGGAGCACCUGGAGGUGGCCUUCCACCUGCAGCCCCCCCCGCGGCCCCCCAGCCCCGCCCGCAGCAGCAGCCCCGAGGCCAACGGCAUCGCCGCCGAGCAGAACCGCCUCAACCUCGCCCACGAGAAGGGGACCGCCGCCUGCGACAGGACCACGGGGCUGUGAGUGCUGCCAGGGACAACAGCGGUGUCUGCUGGAGUGGCUGCCACGGCCACCGUGGGACAGGCGUCCUGCCAGGAGCACAGGGCCAAGGAUGCCACACACCUGCCCAGCAGGGCAGUCUGGGCAGCACUGUCUCAGUGGGCAGUGGAGGGAUCAGGGGCUGUUGGGUUCAUUCCUACGUAAUUUUCAGAAAAGGGAAUAUCUUAUUUUUAUACGUUUUUAUAAACUCAUCAACAUGUG
Oenanthe melanoleuca is the source of this 3201-nucleotide messenger RNA. Its product is annotated as gap junction gamma-1 protein-like. Bases 1786 to 2964 code for a protein of 392 amino acids. NCBI's taxonomy places the organism in Eukaryota, Metazoa, Chordata, Aves, Passeriformes, Muscicapidae. Gene Ontology annotation, cellular component: connexin complex. The record is from RefSeq and is a predicted model, not a curated record. Gene Ontology annotation, biological process: cell communication. The transcript has 2 exons.